Molecule: messenger RNA, 1577 nt
Organism: Lobosporangium transversale
Lineage: Eukaryota; Fungi; Mortierellomycota; Mortierellomycetes; Mortierellales; Mortierellaceae
Product: Bestrophin, RFP-TM, chloride channel-domain-containing protein
Exons: 4
Coding region: 213-1466 (417 amino acids)
Molecular function (GO): chloride channel activity
Source: RefSeq, a predicted model, not a curated record
AAACAUCCUUGCUCAGGAAACCAACUUUCUUUUUUUUUAAGAGAAAACCUUUAUAAAUCGCCUCAACUUCCUCUUUUUUUUUUUCUCUUCUUCUUUUUCCUUUGCUCUUCCACCGCCCUUGUCUUCUUUCUCUGAUACUCCUCAUACCUCUGAUACACCACUUCGUUUACUCUCCUCUUAUCUACACUUAUUCGUCUACUCAUUUAUUCACUAUGCACGGCACAUACUUCAAGCGUCCUGCUGAGUAUUACCGCAGGUCAUUGUGGACAUACCCAGAUACUCUUCGUUUUCGCGGAUCUGUUAUUCCCUCGGUGAUUAAGGAUGUGGUUGUCAUCACCUCCUUCAGUUACUUUGUCAUUUUCCUUGAAAACUCAAAGUUCUUUGACGGUUCCUUAAAUAUUCCCAACAUGAUUGUCCCUGCGUUGUCUGUCGUCGUGGGUCUUAUCUUAGCCUUCCGAACCAACACAGCCUAUGAUCGAUACUGGGAAGGCCGCAAACUGUGGGCUAGUCUUGAUGUCCAGAUCCGCAACUUCUCACGAAUGAUCUGGGUUGGCAUGAAAGAGAAUCGUCAUGAAACCCUUGUUUCUCCAGGCGGUACUGUCCGCCUCCGAGACUACCAUUUGUUCGGCCGUACCAACUCUAAAAAGUCCACAAACUCUGUUCGCAGCAGCAGCCAUAAUGGCCAUUGUCAUGGAAACACCGCAACAAGUCGCACAGAGAAUGCCUCUAGCGCCACACUGAUUGAUAUUGGUAACAGCCCACAGCAACAGCGACAUCUCGAUGAUGAUCACGAAAAGAUCUUGGUCAUCCGUCUAUUGCUGGCAUUUGCUGUCUCAGUCAAGCACCAUCUGCGUCAAGAAUUUGGCAUUCGCCACCACGAUCUCAAGAAUUUGUUACCCGAAGAUUUUGAACCCUGUGCCAACGAAAACGUUGAACUCAAGCCCUACCAGGACAAGGCCAUAGGAGAUCGCCACCGUCUACAGGACGCCGAACCCUGGAAUAUUGUAGCAGGCAAUGAGGAUGGGCAGAUGUCAUUACCAUUGGAGAUUGCACAUGGGCUGUCGCUCUGGGUCAUCACUGAAUCUCGUGCAGGCAGGAUCGAAAGCUCAUUGAUCGGAAACUUGCUGUCAUCGAUCAACUCGAUGGUAGACAUCUUUACAAACAUGGAACGAAUCGUUUACACACCCAUUCCAUUGGCCUACAGCAUUCAUCUUCGUCAAGUUGUUUAUCUUUACUGUCUGGCCUUGCCUUUCACCUUCAUCAGUGCUCUUGGCUGGUUGACAGUUCCAUUGAUGUGUUUAGUCUCGUUCACACUCUUUGGUGUCGAAGCCAUCGGUCGUGAAAUCGAGAACCCCUUCGGCAAGGACGCCAAUGACUUGCAUAUGGAUGACUUCUGUUCAUCUCUCAAGCGUGAGCUCGAUUACACUGUUAAUCUCAAGAACACCGUUCCCGGAGCCUGUGCUUAAAGAAUAACUACCGCCACAAUCAUCACGCUGCCAAGAGAGAAAACUAUAACACGAAACAGACAUAUGAUGUAGAUGAAGGGCAGGCGAAUUAUAAAUAUUUGUAAAUAAAAU